UUUCUCUUCGUAUUUCCCCACUCUCUGGUUCCUUCAAUAAUACAAGCAUCCGACUGAAAUAUAGUAGCCAUGGCUGAUCUGAACUUAAGCAUGAAGCUUCUGAUAGACCGCAAAGGCCGCAGGGUCCUGUUUGCCGAAGCAGGUAAAGAUGCUGUUGAUUUUCUAUUCAGCAUUCUUUCAUUGCCUCUUGGUAGUGUCGCAAGUUGUCAAAAUCCGGUGUGGAGCAUUGGGAAUCUGUACCAGAGCAUUGAAGAUUUGAGGGAUCUGCGUAUGAUUCCCAACAAAAACAUCGACUCUCUUGUGCAGCUAGUAAGAGUGGAAGAACCUACUACUACUAAUUCGCCUCCAUUUUUACUGCGUACUGCUGUUCAAUCAUCACCAAUCGAGAAACCUUACUAUAAGUGUGAUGACUCCCGUUACGGUAUUUGUCGUACGUAUGUGACUCUUGACCCCAAAUUCCCUUGUCCGUAUUGCUCGGCGACGAUGUCCUGUCCCCUGACCCUUGUUGGGUGGUCGUCGCCGUCGUCUUCUUCUUCUUCUUCUUCUGUUGAGGGUGGUUUUGUGCAGGCGGGUGUGACCUACAUGAUAACGGAUGAUCUGUUGGUGAAGCCUAUGUCUACUCUUUCUACCGUUACUUUGAUUAGCAGGUUGAAUCUCAAAGAAGUGGGUGUUAUUGAAGAGAAGACGGUCAAUCUCACCAUUGAUAAUGUUAGGAACUUGCUGAGGGCCUCAUUGGAGACUAAGAAUGCGCUAACAACUAUUUUCUUUGAAGAAUAGGUGGUGGUGAAAGAGGAGAAUCCAGUAGGGUUUAGUGAAGCCAAUUAGAAUCGGUAAAACUUUGAAUAGGAAAUGCAAGGUUGGAAAUUUUGUUAAAUCUUUCUUGGCUGCAGUGAUUUGUAUGUGUUUGUUGGAAGAUCUCAGUAAUGUUUAGUUGUUUUUUGAAUGCAAGCUCACAUGUAUUAUUAUUUUGGUAUGAAUUUGAAUAGAACAUCUAGUUACUGUCAGUUUCUGUCUCUGCAUCCUUAAACAAGGUGAAAUUUUUUAGUUAAGAAACAUCUAACAAAACAGAGCAUCCACCAAUUACCCUGCAAAUUUAAUGAACACUCAAUUCACAGAAUGAAAAUGCAACAUAUAGUGCCAUCUGAGGUUUGAUUUGUGUAGGAGUGUAUUUUUGUGUAA
Messenger RNA from Tripterygium wilfordii, 1179 nucleotides. RefSeq lists its product as uncharacterized. Bases 70 to 777 code for a protein of 235 amino acids. NCBI's taxonomy places the organism in Eukaryota, Viridiplantae, Streptophyta, Magnoliopsida, Celastrales, Celastraceae. The transcript is spliced from 2 exons. The record is from RefSeq and is a predicted model, not a curated record.